GUCAAGUGCGGUGAUAGUGACAAUUCUUGCUUCUUAUUUUUUUAACAUGCCUAAAAAAGAAAAGGAUGCACGUAAGGUUGUGAAUGAUAAGAAGACAAAUGGUGAAUUGGAAACAGAGUCGAAGCCUGCGGUCACAGCGCCUCCGCCUACGGCCAUCGGCAAGGGAGCUUUUGGGGGACCCAUCAUCAAGAAAGACAAACGGCAAUCCAGUUCCAGAUUUAAUGUCACGAACAAUCGAGAGCUAGUACAGUUGCCGGAAAUAACUCAGGUGCCCGCGGCCGAGCGCGAGCACAUGUUCAUACAAAAAUUGAGGCAAUGUUGUGUUUUAUUCGACUUUGCGAGUGAACCUCUCAGCGAUCUGAAGUGGAAGGAUGUUAAAAGGGCCGCCCUUCACGAAAUGGUCGCCUACGUCACGCAGGAAAACCAAGUGCUGACGGAAGCCAUAUAUCCAGAAGCCGUUAAUAUGUUUGCUGUGAAUUUGUUCCGAACGUUGCCCCCUUCGUCGAAUCCCAAUGGCGCCGAAUUCGAUCCUGAAGAGGACGAGCCAACCUUAGAAGCAUCCUGGCCUCAUUUGCAACUCGUUUAUGAAUUAUUUCUACGUGUUCUAGAAUCGCCCGAUUUUCAGCCUAAUUUGGCCAAAAAAUAUAUAGAUCACCAAUUCGUUUUACAGUUAUUAGAAUUAUUUGAUUCUGAAGAUCCACGGGAACGGGAUUUGUUAAAGACUGUUUUACAUAGAAUAUAUGGAAAGUUCUUAGGUUUACGAGCUUUUAUUAGAAAUCAAAUCAAUAAUGUAUUUUACAGAUUUAUUUAUGAAACUGAACAUCAUAACGGAAUAGCUGAGUUGUUAGAAAUUUUAGGUAGUAUUAUUAAUGGUUUUGCUUUGCCAUUGAAGGAGGAACACAAACAAUUCUUAUUGAAAGUUUUAUUACCUUUACACAAAGUGAAAAGUCUUUCCGUCUAUCAUCCGCAACUUGCAUAUUGUGUUGUUCAAUUUUUGGAAAAGGAUCCUAGUUUAACUCAACCUGUGAUACGCUCUUUGUUAAAAUUUUGGCCUAAAACGCAUAGCCCCAAGGAAGUAAUGUUUUUAAACGAGUUAGAAGAAAUAUUGGAUGUCGUCGAACCUGCAGAAUUUCAGAAAGUAAUGGUUCCUUUAUUCAGGCAGAUAGCAAAGUGUGUCUCUAGUCCACAUUUUCAGGUUGCUGAAAGGGCUCUAUAUUAUUGGAAUAACGAAUACAUUAUGUCAUUAAUGUCGGACAAUUCCACAACUGUGCUGCCCAUAAUGUUUCCUUCGUUGUAUAGAAAUUCAAAAACGCAUUGGAACAAAACUAUUCACGGGUUGAUCUAUAAUGCCUUGAAAUUAUUUAUGGAGAUGAAUCAAAGAUUAUUUGAUGAGUGCACGCAGAAUUAUAAGCAAGAAAAGCAAAAGGACAAGGAGAGAACUCAACAACGUGAAGAAUUUUGGAGUCGUGUGGAAAGCUUAGCCAAGACCAGUCCACAUUGGGAAAAACUAAUAAAUUCUAUAGAUAAUACAGGCGGUCAAGUCAAUAACAGCCCUGAUAAUUUGCCUGAUGGAGAUCUCACAUACGAAACACUGGAACAAGAAGCGAAAGAAAUUCGUAAUGUUCGCAACAAAGAAAAACCAUUACUAAGGCGCAAAUCAGAAUUGCCGCAGGAUUCGGGAACUGUAAGGGCUUUAAGUGAGCAUCGAAGAGCCGAUGAAUAUCUAACGACUCCACCUCCUGAUAGUAACCAUUGCUAGGAGCGUGUGUCUGUUAUGAUAGCCCUGCACCUGAUUAAUAUUUCAUGAUGC
This is a messenger RNA of Ctenocephalides felis (cat flea), 1810 nucleotides long. RefSeq names its product serine/threonine-protein phosphatase 2A 56 kDa regulatory subunit gamma isoform (gene wrd). Gene Ontology annotation, biological process: signal transduction; protein dephosphorylation. The record is from RefSeq and is a predicted model, not a curated record. The coding region runs from base 47 to 1759 and encodes 570 amino acids. The transcript has 12 exons. Gene Ontology annotation, cellular component: protein phosphatase type 2A complex; nucleus; cytosol. Lineage: Eukaryota; Metazoa; Arthropoda; Insecta; Siphonaptera; Pulicidae. Gene Ontology annotation, molecular function: protein phosphatase activator activity.